UAUCUACUCAAAGGAGCAACAUGAGGAGAUAUAUGGACAGAGAUGAUGUAUAUAGUAUAUCCAUGGAAUGAUAUAUAGCUGCCCCUUGAGCCUUCAGCCUCUCUCUCUCUUCUCUCUCUCUCUCUGCUUGGUUCUCUUUGUCAUGCUAUAGAGAAGAUAGAGAGAGAGAGAGAGAGAGAGUUGCUUCUUCAAGUGGAGGUGAUGGCGGUUUGCGAGGAAAAGAAGCAGGACACGCGCAUUCAACGCAUAGCUUCGUCCAUUCGCGUGGUUCCCGACUUCCCCAAGAAAGGGAUCAUGUUCCAAGACAUCACGACGCUGCUGCUCGAGCCGAAAGCGUUCAAGGACACAGUGGAUUUGUUCGUGGAGCAGUACACGGGGAGAGGCAUCUCUGUCGUCGCCGGAGUUGAGGCUAGAGGCUUCAUAUUUGGUCCUCCAAUUGCAUUGGCAAUCGGUGCAAAGUUUGUCCCACUAAGAAAGCCAAGAAAGUUGCCAGGUGAAGUGAUUUCAGAGAACUACAUACUGGAAUAUGGAUCUGAUUGUCUUGAAAUGCAUGUUGGGGCAGUCCAACCCGGUGAACGAGCUCUAGUAGUCGAUGAUUUGAUCGCGACCGGUGGAACUCUUUGUGCUGCCAUAAGUUUACUCGAGCGGGCUGGGGCUGAGGUGCUUGAAUGCGCAUGUGUAAUUGAACUUCCAGAACUCAAGGGCCGAGGGAGGUUAAACGGCAAACCGUUAUACGUACUGGUGGAGUCCCAUUGAUGAUGGUAUUAUUCUCUCAUCUUGCUGAAGCGAGUUCAUGAUACUGUAUAUUGGAGGAUUUCAUUCCGACUCUCAUAGAUGAGGCUGCCUAUCUUCUUUCCUGUGGCAAUAAGAUUUGAUUGGUUUACUGGGAUGUGUUACUGUCUUUUUCCUCACUAAGACACCAGAAUUCUGGAGUAAUGCAAUUGAGAUAUUUGAGAUCAAAGAGGUUUCCAAUGCAAAGGAAUUGUUUUUGGUUGUAUCAGCACCAGCUGAUACUUGUACUAGUUCUGCAAACUGUUGUUGAGUUGAAGAUUGAGAAAUAAGAACCGGUUUUUUGACUGA
Molecule: messenger RNA, 1080 nt
Organism: Musa acuminata subsp. malaccensis (wild Malaysian banana)
Lineage: Eukaryota; Viridiplantae; Streptophyta; Magnoliopsida; Zingiberales; Musaceae
Product: adenine phosphoribosyltransferase 4
Biological process (GO): adenine salvage
Cellular component (GO): cytosol; cytoplasm
Molecular function (GO): adenine phosphoribosyltransferase activity
Source: RefSeq, a predicted model, not a curated record